Molecule: messenger RNA, 288 nt
Organism: Arctia plantaginis
Lineage: Eukaryota; Metazoa; Arthropoda; Insecta; Lepidoptera; Erebidae
Source: the annotation of a GenBank genome assembly
AUGGGUUUUAUUCACGGAAUACUUUUAAUAUUGUUCUUCGAAAUGGCGUCUAGCUUAUCGAAUAUUCGACAGCAUUCCGCAGCCAUAGAAGCAGUACCACCGCGAGUUUCUCUUACUCCGAUAGAAGACAAACAGAGUUCUAAAGAGAUGAUUAAUAUUGAUCCAUUCCUCACUACUACUCUGCUGCAAGCUGCAGCCAUGGAAAACGAUUCAAAUUUUAUGCGGAACUAUGCCAAGAGGAACAAGAUACGUAGAAUGUUGUUUAAAGAAGGCUUCUUACUAGUUUGA